AUGAGCAGCAACAGCAAAUGGGAUUAUGCAAAUGUGAUGACCUAUUGGCCGGGUCUUCUUGAAGCUGUAGGCUUGAGCCGAUUCGGGCGAUACGAUGUCAACUUUAUAGACGCCCCAGACUCCUCUCGAGGCAUACAACUUCCCGUGCCCUAUGCCACAAAGCCGGGGCUCAAUGGAGGGACGGCGAUUCCGCUGCCGGCCACGGUCAUGGUCACCCGGCGGUGUCCCCCGGAUAAGGUUCGACCGCUGCCACCGACACCGAACCAGCAGACGGGACUCUCGCCAGGCCUCCAGAAGCACACGCUCACAAGUGUGGGUGGCCUGGGAAGUGGGCUGGCUAUGGCCGGAAAUGGCGGAAGCCCCCUGGAUGGUAACAGCCUCUCCGGGAGUCCCCAACAUCAUCAUAAUGGAGGAACGACGACGACGACGACGGGGACGCUGAUGUCUAGCAACUCGAAUGCCACCACGACGGCCAUCAUCACGCAGAUUCCGAAGGGCGGCGUUGGAAGCAGUCUUCGUCAGCCACAGGCCACUACGAUUGGCAAAAUCCCGUCCAGUCCGUACUCGGUGACGACUAGCAGCAGCAACAACAAUAACAAUCACAACAACAAUAAUGUCACGCUGAUUCCGAAUGGGAAUGUUGUUGGCUCCGGGAUUCCGAAUUCGAAUGGCGGUGGUGGCCAUCAUCAGAAGCAGUCCAUGCUGGACAAGUUGAAGCUGUUCAACAGCAGCAAGGAAAAACACCAGGACAAAACUGCCAAGUCAACCAUUUCCAAGAGGACGAGUUCGAGCAGCGGAUUUUCCUCAGCCCGGAGCGAGCGAAGUGAUUCGAGCUUGAGUUUGAAUGAUGGCAUUUCCCCGGGGAUGGUCGUUUCAAGUGGGAAGAUUAAGGAGUCUUCCCGAAAGAGUGAAGCAUUGGUUGGGGUGAAGAGUUCUUCAAAGUCCUCGAAGGUUAUUUCUUCCAAGUCCGGUGGAGGAUCGGCAAAGAUAUCAUCCAAGUUGGCCAAAAAGGACCAACAGCAGAUCGAAACGCACAUUCCGAUUACGCCAAAGUCGCACAAAAUUCCGACAGCCAUGACGAUAUCGACGGGUAAUGGUCCGGUCCCGAAGAACGACGCCAAGCUGAAACCGGCCCCUGUGGGAGGCGCCCAUUCGCAAUUGCAAUCGGGUGGCAAAAAACUUGAGACCAAAUCCGAAAGUAAAACUAGUUUGCUGUCGCAACAACAGCAACAGCUGCUGCAGCAACAGCAACAAAUGCAGCCUCCAAAAACGAUGAUCGCCCAGCCAACCGUAGUAGGCACUGGGAUUCCGAAACCGAUGGCUGCUGUCAAGGGAACCAGCAAACCAUCAUCGCAACUUCUAGCCCAGCAACCCUCGAAGGAAGAACUAUCCAAGAUGGCCGUUGUAGGGCUUCAGCAACAACAGCACAAUGGCCUGGUGUCCGCGGCCUCGACCAACAACAUAUCAAACAACAACGUGCUGGGAAGUCCCCUGAAGCAACAGCCGUUGUUGCCGAACUGCAUGACCGAUAGCAUGCACUCGAACUCGACUCAGGGAGCCUCGAUGGGUCAGCACUCGAACUCGAGCGAAUCCGGAAGCAGUGUGAUGGCCUAUCGGCCGAGUGGUUCCGACAGUGGAAGUUCCGAACAGCAGCUAUCAUCGCCGCAGAAACCUGCCACUUCGUUUCUGUACAGUGACGUCAAUUUGAACACUGCCAAUAAUCUUAACAAUAACAAUAACAACAACAAAUUCAACACGGUUCCAACCAACAAAAUCCUCAACACGGACACAAUCUACGAACAGCAGCAGCAGCAGCAGGUGCAAAGUCAGGAGGACAAGCAAAUGACAACGGUGGUCCCGAUGAGGCCACUUCUCCGAGGGUACAACAGCCACGUGACGCUACCGACCCGGGGGAAUAGAGGACACCACCACUAUCUGGCGGCUGAGUAUUGUGAGGACCUCGGAGGCCCCGGGGGAGGUUACUGUAGCGAUGGGGAUGCGUUGAGGAAAAUUCACCCGGCCCGGUACUCGGACUCGAUGGACAAUGGGUAUCUGUCGGAGGGCGGGGGCGGAGGAGGGGUCAGCACAGCGGGUUUGAUCACCCGGCAACAGUACAUCAGCGCCCUCAGGAACCGGACCCCGCUGCCUACUACGAUCGAAGAACGGCAGGUGCAACCAGUGGCUAGCAUGAACAAAGCAGUCAGGCAAUCCAUGAGUCAUACACAAAUUUCACCGGAAAUUCAUAUCCCACACCCACAGCAAUCGAAGUUGGCCGAGUUGCGAAACCAAACGCACCCCCGACCAACAAUCCAAGUAGCCCGUCGAUGUCGAAAGAAAAUGAAACAAGAAAAACAGGUUGUGGUGUGA
Uranotaenia lowii is the source of this 2367-nucleotide messenger RNA. RefSeq names its product protein sickie-like. The transcript is spliced from 5 exons. Bases 1 to 2367 code for a protein of 788 amino acids. The record is from RefSeq and is a predicted model, not a curated record. NCBI's taxonomy places the organism in Eukaryota, Metazoa, Arthropoda, Insecta, Diptera, Culicidae.